GGGGAGAGAAAAAGAAAAAGAAAAAGAAAAAGAAAAAAAUAAAAAUAACAAAAACAAAAGGUGGUAGAUGCAUGAGACACAACAAAACUAUACACAGUUUUGUUUUUGGUUUUGUUUUUUCACCACCACCUUCCAUUCAUUAAAAUCCCAAUCUUUCUUUCUCUCUUUGCCUUUGUGGAAUUUUACCAAGUCCUCUGUGACUCUGCAAAUUCCACCAUCACCGCCACCUUGUCUGCCUCCUCAGUUUAAGUGUUAAGCUGCAACCAUCAACAAUGGUGAGCUUAAGAAGGCGCAGGCUCUUGGGACUAUGCUCUGGGAUAAGUGCUUUUCUAACUCCACUUCCUAUGUUUUGUGACAACGCAAAACCUGAUAGCGUGCAUCCCAGGCCUUCAAAAGAUAGAAAUCUGCUAGAUGGGAGUAAUGGUGGAAAAAUAGGACCUCUAUCAUCAACAGCAUAUGGUUCUAGCUUGGCGAAAGAGCAACCUCAAAAAUAUGUUCCAGGGCCACCAAUUAAACGCAGAAAGCGACAUCGCAGGAAGCAUAUUCAUAACCAAGAACCAUGUCUAAUGAGAGGUGUCUAUUUCAAAAAUAUGAAAUGGCAGGCAGCAAUUAAGGUUGACAAGAAACAAAUCCACUUGGGCACUGUUGGUUCACAAGAAGAGGCUGCUCAUUUGUACGAUAGGGCUGCUUUCAUGUGUGGGAGGGAGCCAAAUUUUGAGCUUCCUGAAGAGGAGAAGCAGGAACUGAUGAAGUUCAAGUGGGAUGAAUUCUUGGCGGUGACUCGUCACUCCAUUAACAACAAAAAGCUCAAGAAGUGGCAGUGGUCUGCCUCAGAAAAGAGGUCUGAGACACCUCCAUUACAAGAUGGUGACUGGGAUGACAAGCAAGAAGUAAAUGGUCUGUCAACUUCGGAAGACGGGGAGGAAGACACACGACUCUCUUGAUCCUAAUGGUUCAAGGACAAUGCUUAAGAUUUCCAGUUCUAACAGUUAAGUGCUAGCUGAUAAUCCUCCAUUUUUUAAAGUAUAAAGGCCCAUAUUAGGGCAAAGAUGGUAGAUUUUGUUGUCUUUAACUCUCUAUUAAGCAAAUUCCCAGUAAGUAGUUUCAGAUUAGAAGCAUCUUAGUGGUCAUUUGCCGUUGGUUCAACGUUCAAAUGAACCAGUUCUACGAGAAAUCUAUUAAUUUAUUAAAUGCUGUUCGCUGCUCAGUCGGACGAAUAAUGCUUGAGAAAUAAUUUGAAGAAGAAACGUGAUGUGAAGGUUAAUUUUUAA
Molecule: messenger RNA, 1271 nt
Organism: Rosa chinensis
Lineage: Eukaryota; Viridiplantae; Streptophyta; Magnoliopsida; Rosales; Rosaceae
Product: ethylene-responsive transcription factor-like protein At4g13040
Exons: 7
Coding region: 273-944 (223 amino acids)
Biological process (GO): regulation of DNA-templated transcription
Molecular function (GO): DNA binding; DNA-binding transcription factor activity
Source: RefSeq, a predicted model, not a curated record